Messenger RNA from Conger conger (European conger), 6518 nucleotides. Its product is annotated as GON-4-like protein. NCBI's taxonomy places the organism in Eukaryota, Metazoa, Chordata, Actinopteri, Anguilliformes, Congridae. Gene Ontology annotation, cellular component: nucleus. The record is from RefSeq and is a predicted model, not a curated record. Gene Ontology annotation, molecular function: transcription coregulator activity. Gene Ontology annotation, biological process: regulation of DNA-templated transcription.
ACGAGUAGACCAUGAGUCUGGCCAGGAAGCGGAGAGCCGUCUGCCCAAACUCAAGCCCUCCCCGGCCCAAAGCCAGGAAGAAGGAGGAGCCUGAGAGCAGACCUCCAGUAUCCCACAAUGCACCGUGUGGGGACACUGAGAAGAAUGCGGCGGCCGAGAGGGGCCUGGCGGCCGUCUCCGACGUGCCCUCCCCGGCGAGACGGUCGCCGAGGUUCAAAGGUCAGAGUCUGGGCCCGGCCGAGGAGGUCCUGACAGUCCAGGCUGGCGUAGCUCCGUCUCCAGGUGAGACAGGAAGUGGGAAGGAUGCUGAGCUGUGCUCCAGCCCCUCACAGCGCCCCCUGCUGGCCCAGGAGGACAGUGACAUGAGCCUGAUCAUUACCCUGGAGGACGAGCAGCGAGGGAAGAGACGCCGGAGGAAGAGGAGGGGCGGGGCGAAGAGGAAGAGGGGCGUGGCCUGCGGGGAGGUGGGCGGGGCGGGGGGCUCUGUUUCGGGGCAGGAGGGGGGGUCAGAGGGCCUGGAGGAGAGUCAGAUGGAGGUGGAGAUCGACAGACAGCUGGACAGAGAGCUGGAGAGCAAGUCCCGCCAGCACAACCUGACCUCCGCCAACGUGCGCAACAUCAUCCAUGAAGUCAUCACCAACGAGCACGUGGUGGCCAUGAUGAAGGCGGCCAUCAACGAGACGGAGGCCAUUCCGGUGUUUGAACCCAAGAUGACGCGCUCCAAACUAAAGGAAGUGGUUGAGAAAGGAGUGGUGAUCCCUACCUGGAAUAUCUCCCCCAUGAAGAAACCCAACGAGCUGAAGCGCCCCCAGUUUGUGGACAUCCCUCUUGAGGAGGAGGACUCCUCCGAUGAAGAGUACCGCCCUGACGAAGACGAGGAGGACGAGACGGCCGAGGAGACGUUUUUGGAGAGUGACAUCGAGAGCACCGCCUCCUCCCCUCGGGGCAGCAGGGGGGCGCUGGCCCGGAUGGUCGCCGAGGGCGACGAGGACAGGAGCUGCAGCCCUAUGCAGCGUUCGCUCAAGUCCCGGCACCUGCGGGUGGAGGCCGUGCCCAUGGGCCCCCCUCCGCCCCCGAAACCCCCCGGCCCCCAGAGGCCCCCCAGGGCCCCGUCAGAGUGCAGCUUCAUGGAGAAGCUCCACGCCGUGGAGGAGGAGCUGGCCAUCAGCCCCAUCUGCCUGGAGCCCUACCAGGCUCUGAGCGGGGCGGCCGAGGGGGGCAGUCUGAUGGCCUGCCGCACCCGCUCCAAACGCACGCUGCGGGACGUCCCGCUGGGGAGGCUGGAGGCGGAGCUGCGCGCCCCCGACAUCACCCCGGACAUGUACGACUGCGGCUCCGCCCCCGAGGACAGGGAGUGGACCCAUUGGCUGCAGGGCCUGAUGACCUCAGACAUGGAGAACGACGAGGAGGGUGAUGAUGAAGAUGACCCGGAGUAUAACUUCCUGGCGGACAUCGACGAGCCAGACGUGGAGGACUACCGUAACGACCGCGCUGUUCGCAUCACCAAAAGGGAAGUGAGUGACCUGAUGGAGGAGCUGUUUAAAACGUUCCAGGAUGAGUUGGUGGUGGAGGGGCAGGAUGAAGAAGGGCACGAGGAAGACGAGGAGAGGGAGGAAGAGACAACACUGCCCCAGGAGGCUCCCAGCUUCAACAUCCCCCAGACUAUCAGGCUGGAGGGGCCCCUGGCGGAGGACGUGCUGGCGGGGCCCCACCGCACAGUGAAGGAGCAGCUCGCCGCCCUGCGCCGCCACCGCGCCCUGCUGGAGAGCCAGGGCCAGGGGGACGGGGCCCCCCCGCUGCUGGGCCCGGCCUGCACCCUGCUGCUCACGCCCCCGCAGACACAGCAGCUCCAGCAGCAGCUCCAGCAGCACGUGCAGCUGCUGACCCAGGUGAACAUGCUGACCAGCCCGGUGGAGACCCUGCAGAGCGAGGCCAUCACCACCCGCUUCUUCCUGUCGGAGCUGCAGUCGUUUGCGGAGCGGGGGGAGCGGGCUCGGGGGGGAACAGAGCCCGGCUUCAGCAGCGUCUUCAGGGCCUGUAACCUGCAGGGGGCGCUGUCCCUGCUGGAGGAGGUCAACCUGAACCCUGCCCUGCACACCCCCGCCCAUGGCAGCCCUGAGCACAGCACCGGGGGGCGCCCCGCCCCCCUGCUCCCUCCUCAGUUGGCCUGGCUGCUGGCCACCCGGCCCGUCUUCAUGUACCCCGAACUGCUGCCCCACUGCAGCCUGGACCCCGCCCUGCACCCGCCCCGCACAAACACCUUCUACACCCCGGGGGAGGACGGUCUGGUGGUGCUGGGCCUGAGGAACUUCAGUGAGACUCGGAGUCCGUACGAGCUGGUGUGCCAGUACCUGAUCCGCACCAAAGGGCCCAAACACCUGCGCAAGCACGUCCAGGACCUGUGCCACCGCCGGCCCUGUAACAACGCCGUCAAGUUCUACAUCGAGCAGAAGACGGUUCCCACCUUGCCGCUGGCCUGCCGCACAGUGAAGCCCGGUGACCGGCGCCCUCCGGUGGAGAAGGAGGGGACUGUCAUGCCCCCGUGGUUACGGAAGAGCAUCCGCCACAUUCACGAGGCAGUGAUGGACUACAACCCGUCCCUCCUGGAGGCUCUCCCCCCUCCUAAACCCGGCCGGCCCUCCUACGCCUUCCCUCCCGACACCCGCUACCCCCCCGAGCUCCCCGCCGCCCUCGCCCUGCACCCGUCCGGCUUCAAACGGCAGCGCCCCGCCUCCGUUCUGGCGGCCUGCGGCGCCGCUAGCCCGGCUAGCCCGUGCCCCGCUGCCGACGUCGCCCCCUGUGGGCACGGAGGCCCAACUGCGGGCCAGUGCGGCCCUUUGUGCGAAGCCCUCCGAAAGAUGGUUCCCAUCCAACCGGCGCCCCCGCCGCACCAGGCCCUGCAGGUCCUCGCCGUGCCAGCGGGGGGCGCGUCUGGACAGGCCGGGCCGGGGGUGGCAACCGUCGUAGCUGGGGGGGUGGAGGAAGCGGUUAAAUCGGGGGCUGUCCGUCACGGGGCUCCGCCCACCGUCGUCAUCAACAUGGCCGCCCCGUUGGCCACCGCUGUCGUCUGCCCCGCCCCUUCCCACAAGGGAUUGGUUGCUCUCCCCGGCCAGGCCGCACCUCUGCCACAGGGUGGCGCUCUGCACUACUCGAAAUUCGGCCGGCCGCUGCUGCCCGCCCCUCCGAGGCGUGACUCCCCCAAAACCUCCCGGCCCGCCCCCCCAGUUCAAACGGAACCCGACGUAGCAAAUGGGGUGGUCCGUCCUGGGUCCAGGGGUAACCCCGAAAAGCCUGGAAAAUUCUGUGAUGUCGUAGACAUACUUGCCGGUCCAAGCGCACUUCAAAAUGGCGGCUCCCAGGCUGGUGUCAUGCCCCCCAAACUGAGGCUCCCUUUGGCUCCCUGUCGAACAGUCCCUGCCCCUGCAGGGGGCCCCAAGUACGUCCUGGUGAGCAGUGCCUCGAACGGUGCCCCCCAGUUACUCCUCUUACCCCAAAACUGUGCGAUUGCGAACGGGGCGCUGGUGAGCGUGAGUACGGCAGUGGAGGCACAAAAUGGACGCCAAAAGAUCUCCGCUGGGACCCCCGCGAGGGACCCGCCGACCUCUCCCAAAACCGACGAGGUCGAGCCGGCUGAGCAGGGAGCACGAGGGGAGCAAGAGGAGGAGGAGGAGGAGGAGGAGGAGAAAGGUGAAGAAGAACAGGAAGGGGGAGAUUUGGGGGGUGCCCUCCUGGCCCUGUCGGAGUCCUCGGCGAGCCCCGCCUCCAGUGCAGGCUCCCUGGAGGAGACGGAGGAAGAGGAGGGUGGAGGAGAGGGGUGGGAUGGGCUCCUGACCUCCACCCCCCAGCACAGCCCCCAGGGCAAGCGGGAGGGGGAGGGGCUGGGGCUGGAUGACAUCGCCAGCGAGGAAGAGGAAGUGAUGUCGUCGGCGUCCGAGCGGUCUGUGUUGUCGGUGCCGGAGCUGCAGGAGACCAUGGAGAAGCUCACCUUGUUGGCUUCGGAGGGGACGGUGUGUGACGAUGUCGAUUCCCCAAACUCCCUCACUGCUCCCCCCUCACCCUCCAGCCCCCGGAAUUCUGUGGAGGGGGAGGGGCUACAUGCGGGGGAGGGGCCAGGGGAAGGCGGGGCCUCCCAGUCAGCUGCUGCAGGCGGUACACUUCGGCCGAGAGGGAAAGGAGUCGGCAAAGGCAGAGGCGAUGGCCGUCACCCCCGUGUGAGUGUGAAUUGUAGCGGGCAUCGGGAGCUGGAUGGUCAGGAUGUGUCCAAGCAACUGCUGGUCGAGAGUGAUGAGGACACUACGAGUACUGAUCCACUGAGGGAGAGCAAGGACAUGGCCUUUGCCCAGGCCUACCUCCACAGGGUGUGUGCGGCCCUGCGGGACGUCCCGGGGAAGGUGGAGGAGUUCCUGAGGGUGCUGUACGUGUUCGAGCAGGGGGACGGGGGCCGCAGCUCGGUGGAGCUGUUUGGGCAGCUGAAGCGGGUGCUGAAGGACCGGCCCGACCUGCUCUGGGACUUCGCUGCCUUCCUGAGGCCCGAGCAGGCAGAGGAGUGUGGCCUGCUGGCAGAGCAGCAGGCGUUUGAGCGAAGCCGGCAUUUCCUGCGGCAGCUGGAGAUGAGUUUUGGGGAAAGCCCCUCCCACUACAGCCAGGUCGUGCGCGCGCUUCAGGGGGGGCCCGGCCUGAGCCCCGCAGGACUGCGAGAGCUGAAGGCUGAGAUCGCUUCCCUGCUCAAGCACCACGCCCACCUGCAGGGUGAAUUCUGGGAGUUUUUUGACGAGCUCCACGCGCACUCCACGCCGGCGGUUCGUCCCGGCGACACGCCCCCCUCGGAGGUGGGCGAGGGGCCGACGGAGGGACGGGAAAGGAGGGGCGGGGCCCGACGACCGCUCAGGAGGGAAAAACUUCCGGUUUCUCAGGAAGGGGAGGAGCCUCGCAAAGCUGGGCCAAUGAGGGCCCGGAGGAGGAAGAAGGGCAGCUUGGGCAGCAACACUCACAAGGCUACAAGGAGGCGUGGCCUCUCUGCCCCCGAAUCCAGCACCCCGCCUCCUGCAGGCGACCCACAGAAAGCACAGGAGGAGAGGGAGGACGAGAGGAGGGAGGGAGAGACAGUGGAGGAAGAGAGGGGGGAGGGAGCUGGUGAGGAGAACAGCCCAACUCCAGCCGAAGCAAGUGAGGAAGAGGAAGAGGAGGAGUGUGAGGAGGGAGACGUACGGCCAGAGAGCAGCGAAGUCGGAGAAGUUGGAGAUGCACCCAGCGACGCCCCGGCCGCCCACCAGACCCCGCUUAGCCCUGACCCCCCUGUGUGCGCCAAAAACGUGUCCCUCACAUCGACGGGACAGAGGGUCAUCCUCUGGACCAGGGAAGCGGACCGUAUAAUCCUCACCACCUGCCAGAAGAAGGGAGCCAAUCGGAGCACGUUCCAGGCCGUCUCCGCUCAGCUGGGGAACAAGACGGCCAAUGAGGUCUCCCUGCGGUUCCGGGAGCUGAUGGACCUGUUCCACAGAGCCGCCCGACCCGACAACGCGGCCGGAGACACGGACCAGCAGUCCGGUUCUGAUGACGACCCGGACUGAACAGAACCAAGUGGGCUGGACCCACAGUGACCCAGUCUGGCACACUGGUCUUCAACGAGGACGUCCGUGCAGAAGAAGCCUGGCUGAUGGGUAAUGGGUCAGAACCAGGGGAGACUGGAGAGGGUGUUCUCAGCAGCAUCCUGACCUGAAUGAACCACCAGGCCAACUGGCUUUUGGACUUCCUCUGGACACGAAGGCACAGAGAACGCGGAACUGAACUGAUCAACUUAGAUUAUGUUUACAUCUACAGGACUCUUUCUGUGGUGCAAAUAAGUGCACAACAUCAGAACUUUUCCAAGACUGGUCUUGGAACUUAGACUAAUUUAACCCUUUGAAGAGCUGCCUUUUUUCGGAAUGUUUUUUUGUUUGUAGUCGGUGUUCUAGAACUCCAUUGCUUUCAAUCGCCAGUACUAAUUGUUACGUCAGCAUGAGAAUGUUCAGCGAAGAACAUUACAAUCACAUAUUUGUGACAUCACGCCUUAAUGGGUUACUAACCGCACAUGCAACUACAGGAACUUAGUUUCUGCUGAGAAGCUUGGCAAAGGGUCAGAGAAUCUGACAGAUAUUAUAUUACAGUUAUCAAUGAAGGAUAGAAACCCACAAAAAAUGAAGAAUUAACUGGCCAGAAACUUGUACUGAAGACAGGGGCAGACUGAAGCAGAUUAAAUUGGGCCAAAACACUGAACAGUUGUGGUAUGGAGUGUGGACCUCCUAAAACAUACAUAAUUAAUAAUAUUGCCAAAGGAUGCCCCAAUCAACUCUUAAAUAUAAACUUACUGCCAAAUGGACAGUAGCCUAACUUAUUGUGUUUGUUGGAAAUAGAGAAUCAGGUUUAUGACCUGACAGUAUCUUUUAUUUGCAGUGCAAUACUUUUUGUGAUUAUUAUUUUUUGUCAAUGUAAAUACAGAUGUGUACACCUCUAAAUACAGGUGUUGAAUAAAAUUCUCU